ACUAUUUGAUUCCAUUUAAUACUGUAUUUUAGUAGUUUUUAUUACAGAUAAGAAGUCCUUUAUUAGUCGCACAAUGGGAAAUUUGCAGUAUUACAGCAGCAAGAGUCAAAAAGACAUUAGCAAGUAAUACACAACAUGCAAUACUUUAGUGUGUGGAAUAUAAAAAAGUAUAAAGAAAUAGAGGAACAAAUGAAUGUAAUUAAACUAGUAUAUACAGUGUAAAGACAGGAGGAAAUAUAUGCAGUGUGAGGAAAUUUACAGUUGAUGGAUUGCACAGGAUCCGUUUAUAUUGCACAGACAAAUGAAUAUAGCACAGUGAAUAUUGCAGAGAUGAGACUUAAAGUGUUAUGCAUUGUAUAAAAUCUAUAUCAUAAAAGUAACUAGUAAUUUACCAUAGUGAUAAAUUAUAAAUAUGUAUUGCAAUAUUACUCCAGCAUCUAACUCUAAUAUGUCCCUGUUAUGUUGGGAAGUGGAAGUUUAAAGUAGUAUACAAUGUAAAUACUUUAUACUACUUUAUGAAUACUGUUCAGUACAAAUUCCACAAAAUAUGACCUGAGUACUUCAGUAAAUAUACUGAGUUACUUUCCACCACUGGUUUUACGUGUUUCACAGGACUGGUGACAUGCAGAGUUGUAAUUGCUUGGUUUGCUAUUAAAAAUGACUGUAAAGGAAUCGCGUCCUUAUAAUUGAUCAAUUCAAUUUCAAUGUUGAUCGUCGCUGCUCACACGUUGUCCAGCGAGCCCAUAGAGCGAGCCUCAGGAGGUCCCAUCCUCCCACCGAUUGUUUCCUUUCCAUGUGGUUACGCCGUAUUUCCCACGGUCCCGGAACGCGGCAUCUGACAGGAAGCCCGCCCUCUCUCGUGACGCAUGGCUCGCGCUACGGUACGCCAUUUGUGUCUCGCAGGAAAACGCGCGGACGGAGCAAACAGUCGCUCAACAAGAGGUAGUUUGACCCGGCUUUGAUGACAGCAGUCCACUUAAAUUUAAUUAUUGUGGGAAAAUAUAAAGAUAAAAGUUUGGCAUUGUGAAAGGAGUCUGAAAAGGACACCAGGAAGAAGGUGCAGACAGGGGAUUUGAAAAUGGAGGAGAGUAAAAGACACUCACCCAGUAGAAACGCAGACUCCGUGCCUGAGGAUGGAGAUAACCUGUGCACAGCCUGUGGCUUCUCAGCCAAAUGUCCACGGUCGCUGAAGAUUCACUUUGCACGGAGGCAUGGAAAUAACUCCAAGAACAGUGACAACACUGCAAAGCCAACUGUAAAAAGUGACAAUAUCAGUGAUGUCAGCCAAGCUGAAAAACAACUGGAGGCAGACAUGGAGACAGAGAGUGCAGUUGAGGAGUCUGACCUUUUGGAGCUGAGGUCAGCAGCCAAUGACAAUGGAAAGAGUUUAACUAAGAAGCAAAGGGCAGUAGACAAACAGCAGGCCGAUCAAGGGGAGGUGAUCCUUACCCAAGAGAGAAGAGUAAGCAAGCGAACCCCGAAACCUAAGAUGAUUUACUCCUGCAACUACUGUGGGCAAGAAUUUAGGGACAAAGCUCCUCUAGAUGUUCAUAUCCAGAGAUACCACACCAAAGGUACACCAUACACGUUUGAUGCUGAUGAAAACAUGGAUGAUGAAGAGGAACCUGAGGAUCCUGCCGACCCUGUGAAGGCCACUGAGAUACGAGUGGCGACCAAACAUGCGCACAGCAGGUUCCUGCUGAAGUGCGAACACUGUGAUUUUAGGCUCAGUACCCCUGCGCUGCUGGAGAACCACGCUCGGCACAAACACCUGGACCAGGAGUGGUACCGCUGCAAAUUGUGCAACUAUUUUUCGGCCACACCAGAGUGGAUGGAAGCGCAUCUAUCCUCAGAUAACCACAUGCAGCUGCAGGCGGUGAAGCAAAACGCAGAAUCUUCCUCAUUUCACGUCUACGUUGAGUGUGUAAAGAGGGACCAUGUGGGAGAUGCUGCAAAUAUAGAUGAUUGUGCUCAGCCUGGUGGAAUGUUGAAAGAAGGACACCAGGAGACUGAAAAGGCAGUGGAGGCUGCUCAAGCUGUGUUGGUUGACGAUUUGGAGCUUGAACCCCCCAGAAAAAAAAGGGGAAGACCAAAGCAAGGGUCCACAACCACUUGUGGUUACUGUGGCCUGGUAGUGUCCAACGCCACCAACCUCAGUGUUCAUGUUCGCCGGAAACACAGCAAGGAGUAUGGAUACAGCUGCACUCUGUGCAACUACAACUGCGUGACCAAAGGAGACAUGGACCGUCACUGUAUCACGAAGAAACAUGUCAGGCGUGCACAAGAGUGUUCAAAAAAGAACCCCGUCUACAAUCCCACAAGCGCGUCACAGCAGGAAUCCACGAGUUCACAAGCCCAGCAACCGAACGCAGCCUCACACACCUCAGACAAAGAGCAGGAAUCUAACAACACAGAGAACAGUGGACAAGAGCCAACACAGUCAGACUCAAGCCAGAGGAAAAGUAAAUAUGACUUUGUUAACGCUUGCAGCGACUGCGAUUUUGUUGCCCAUUCACUCCCUUCGCUCCAGCUCCACGUCAAGCGAAAGCACACCAAAGAAUUUGAGUAUGUCUGCUUAGCGUGUAGCUACUACUCAGUAACAAGCAGGGAAAUGUCUCGCCAUGCAAACACAGAGAAGCACAAACUGAACAGCCAGAGAUACUUGGAGCCAGUGGGCAGUGAAGGCCGAAGAGCUUUGGCACUCCCAUUGAAGCCGAGGGACGUCAUUGAGCUUUCUGGGUUGAACUCGAACACUGAAGAGUCUGAAUCUUGCUCAAACGACAGUCGAGCUACAGAAAGUCAGAACACAGCCGUGACCUCCAUCGCCACAGAACCUGUCCACACUGUGGUUAUUGUUGCUGGCAGUGCAGAUGAGAAGCAAAGAGAGAAUAUUGCAUCUUCCACUGGUGCAGAAUCCGAUCCAACCAACAAGACUGUUGCGCUUACAGCACCGUCUGAAGCCCAGGAGACCCCUGCAGACCUGCAACCUGCAGCUGACGAGUCUGCCCAGCAAGAGAGCCAGGAGGAAGGGGCGAAAGAGGAAGACAAUGAACAUGAAAAUGCUGAUGUGAUGAGUGUAGAUGAAAAAAGUGACAGCUCACAUUCAGAUACACAAGUGCCCAAAGCCCUUUUCCUUGACGCCUGCAUUGUAUCUAUGAAGGCCCUUGCGGAGCAGGAGCAGGUGCUGCAGGAAGAUCUGGCUCUGGAAGGUGAGGCCGCUGUGAUAUGUCUGACUGGAGGUACACCUGUGCUCUCUGACCACUCGACCCCCAGUUAUGCAUAUGUUAAGACACUCAAACCCAAGGAAAUGAAGGUCAAGGAGAAAGUCAAAGCUAGCGGCUCUCGCAUACGCUGCGAGGACUGUGGCUUUAUAGCUGAGGGCAUCAGCGGCCUCAACGUCCACAUCUCGAUGAAGCAUCCAUCCAAGGAGAGGCACUUCCACUGCCUGGUGUGUGGCAAGUCGUUCUACACCGAGAGCAACCUGCACCAGCACCUGACCAGUGCCUCCCACCUCCGCAACGAGCAGAACAGCGUUGAGGAGCUGCCUGAGGGGGGAGCGAGCUUCAAGUGCGUGAAAUGCACUGACCGCUUCGAGUCGGAGCAGGAUCUGUUUGUUCACAUCAAGGAGAAACACGAGGAGCUCCUCAGAGAGGUCAACAAGUACGUGGUGGAGGACACGGAGCAGAUCAACAGAGAGCGUGAGGAGAACAAGGGCUGUGUGUGUAAAUACUGUGGCAAGGUGUGCAAGAGCAGCAACUCCAUGGCCUUCCUGGCACACAUUCGCACCCAUACUGGAUCUAAGCCCUUCAUGUGCAAGAUCUGCAACUUUGCAACGGCUCAGCUGGGAGACGCCAGGAACCACGUGAAGAGACACCUGGGCAUGAGAGAGUACAAAUGUGACAUCUGUGGAUGGGCCUUUGUGAUGAAGAAACACCUCAGCACGCACUUACUGGGAAAACAUGGAGUCGGGCAGCCUAAAGAGAGCAGCAUGCUGACAAUGCUACCCAGGGACUGCUAAAGACCAGUGUCUGCCUUCACUGUUCCUCUGAUCCCUA
This is a messenger RNA of Paralichthys olivaceus (Japanese flounder), 4055 nucleotides long. The record is from RefSeq and is a predicted model, not a curated record. NCBI's taxonomy places the organism in Eukaryota, Metazoa, Chordata, Actinopteri, Pleuronectiformes, Paralichthyidae.